Messenger RNA from Syzygium oleosum, 3000 nucleotides. RefSeq lists its product as uncharacterized. Gene Ontology annotation, cellular component: recycling endosome. The record is from RefSeq and is a predicted model, not a curated record. Bases 702 to 2636 code for a protein of 644 amino acids. The transcript has 4 exons. NCBI's taxonomy places the organism in Eukaryota, Viridiplantae, Streptophyta, Magnoliopsida, Myrtales, Myrtaceae. Gene Ontology annotation, molecular function: guanyl-nucleotide exchange factor activity.
CAGGCACGGAAGAAGAGAGAGAGAGAGAGAUAGAGAGAGAGAGAGGGUGAAGAAGCAAAGUUCAAAUCCUCCCUUCUUUCCGUUUGUUCUCUUGUCCCCCAAAAUCGGAAAACCGGACGCAUCCCAUCGAACAUCGAUCCUCUCUCGCCGUCGAAUCUCACCUCGCACUGAAUCCCGAUUCCGACCACCUCAACGCCGCCUCGAUUCGGUCCCGUUUCCGGCGACGGGGUGGCGGCGGCGGCGGCUUCGGCUUCUUCUUCUUCUUCCCCGGCGACACCCGUUUCCCGCUUUCCGGCUCAUUCCGGCCGUCGUUGCCGCGAUCCGCGUCGAACUGGGUCGCCGCCCGCUUGCUCGGUUCGUGUCGUUCCGCCGGAUUGGGAUCGCGUGUUCGUGCGGUUCGUUCUGGUUUGCUUGUUUCUAGGUUUUCGGAUCCAAUGUCGUUUUACAGAGCAGGGUACUUGUUUUUCGUCGAGCGUGGUGGUUAGUUGAACCGCCCGUUCCUUCUAUGGGCGUGCUUCGCAGCGUUCGUCAUAGUGUGGCUGACCCAAGAAUCUGGAAUCUGUGGUAGUGUUUGGUUUUUGAGCCCUUCUCAUGAAUCUUUAUUGUGCAGCUGUGGGUUCCUCUUGGUAGUGGGAAUGGCGGGUGAGGAGGAUGGUGAUUCGCCUGCUAUUGCGUGUGAGUAGCAUUGAGGUAACCUGGAAAUGAGUCGGUCGCCUUCGUUUUCUGUGAAGUCCGAACUCAGUCCGAAGCUCGAUCCGGAGUCGCUGCGGCAAUGGGUAGUCGCCUUCUGCAUUAUCAGGUUCGAUCUUGAGCAAGGCCAGCUCAUCGAGGAGUGUUACCCACCCGGUUGUCUUUCGCAAGAUGAGGAGCUUGAAAUCGCGUAUAAGUCGUUCCCAGAUUCCGUAUCUCAGCACCAGAACCGGUCUAGCAUUCACGACUGCAUGUUCUUCUUCCGGUUCAGGAGGCAAAAGAGACGUAAAUCGAGUAAUGUAUCUUCGUCUGAGAUAACUGAAGCUGAUGAUAGGGAGUCAUCCGUGCGGUCCGGGAAGGAAGGACUACCCAAGGUGCUGAACCGUAACAGCUCGAAUGAUACCUACAUGUAUGGUUAUGUUUUUAAUAGACAGAGACAUGAUGAGAGGCUAAAGAGAGGUGGAGAACAGAAAUCUGUUGUGAUUUUGUCACAGAACCCCUUCUCUAGUGUAUUUAGACCUCUGUUGCAAAUUAUGGGUCCUCUGUAUUUCGACAUUGGAACAAAAGCUCUUGAGCAUAUUGCUGCUUUUGUUUCUCUUUGGCCUUCUCCAGCACCAGGAAGACUCAUGGAGCUCCCUAUAGGAAAUGCUGCACUAAAAGUAAACUUACCACCUGCUCAUUGUUUACCUUCAGAAAGCGGGGCAGCAUUUGAAGAGUCUGCAUCUUCGAUGGCUCCUCUUCUGCCAACGAACCAGUCUGUGCCACAGGGUCUUUUUCACGAUUCAGAUAUUUUCGGAGUAUUUAGGGGAAUCCUCCUGCAGCUUUGGGUACUGUGGGAGUUGCUACUGAUUGGGGAACCCAUUCUUAUAAUAGCACCAACUCCUCCUCAAUGUUGUGAGGCUGUUGCUUGUCUUGUUAGUCUAGUUGCGCCACUCCUCUGUAGUGUUGAUUUCAGGCCUUAUUUUACCAUCCACGACCCAGAGUUUGCCCAUUUGAACAGUCUUCAGGAAGGAGACACUUUCCCUCCGAUGGUAUUGGGUGUGACAAAUCUGUUUUUCCUGAAAGCUCUACAGAACAUUCCACAUAUUGUGUCGGUGGGAAGUCCAGCUCCUAAUUCAAAUCGCCUUCCCAUAGCAAGUAGGUCUACUGGCAGAAUUCCUGGGAGACCUGAUGGAUUUGGUCUACAGCAACUCUCUCUGAAGAAGUUUUCUCCUUCUAGUUUGUUAAAUGCUGUAAAAUUGAGAAGAGAUGGUCCUCUUUGUCUGAUGACAGAGCACAAGGAAGCUGUUUGGAGCACUUACUCCGCAAUAACCAAGCCCGACACUUCUAUUUUGAAUAGAUUAAUUGAUGCGGGCAUGUCUCCCCGGGUUGAGGAGUCAAUGUCCGUUGUUAACAACGAGAUAUUGCGCAGGCAUUUCUUGGAGCUCACUACUAAUUUUUUAGCUCCUUUUGGCCCAUACUUCAAAGCUACCACACCAUCGGAAGGAACUUCUCCUUUUGUUGAUCCUCCUCCUCUUCCCCCAUUCAGCACUGAUGAGUUUUUAGGAAUUUUAUCAACUCGAGGACCAGGGAAGUUCUUAACAAAGAGGAUGAAAUCUAAUUGGCUCGACCUGUACAGGCGCUUUUUGAGAGGACCCAACUUUUUGCCGUGGUUUCAGCGAAGGCGUGCUGUGGCCGAGCAAGAACAGCAGAGACUGUGGAGGCAGGCAAGAAUGAAGACUGACAUACAACAUUUCAUCUCUAAAAUGACUGAAAUUGAAAUUGUCGAUUCUUUUAAUGCUAUCGAAAGGCAUCUUCGUGGUGAAAUUCAGGACGGAAGUGCAGACACCGAAGCAACUUGUGAGAAACUGAAGGGAGAUUUGCUGGCGAUCUUCAAUGUGCUCCCCAAGGAUAUGCAGGAACUUCUACUUAUGAAUCCACAGACCGCACAUCUUCUCGUAUCUUAGGUUAAGUGAUAGAUCUGCCUGCUCACCUGUUUGUACAGGUCAAAGUUAAUCGGUGUUGUAGGAAGGUUUUGACAAUGCCAGGAACGGACAAUUCCACUGUUAUCUCAUACCUGUUCUUUCAAUGAAUUUGGGAUGGCUUAAUAAGUCUGUAUUGAGCAUAGCGGAGGUGCCGAAUGGCUUUGCUCUAUCAUCGCUUCAUGAAAGCUUUCUUGGUAUCUUUUAACGUCCUUUUGACAGAACCUAAAGGACGAAGGAAAAUUAAGAACUUGUCGGAUGGAAAUCCUUCAAGAUGGUUGGUCAUAUCAAUACGACUCUGGAAUGGCGUCCAUAUUGGAUGAAUUUGGAAUUUCUCUUUCGAUUCUAA